Anopheles moucheti is the source of this 3397-nucleotide messenger RNA. Its product is annotated as 1-acyl-sn-glycerol-3-phosphate acyltransferase alpha-like. Gene Ontology annotation, cellular component: membrane; endoplasmic reticulum. Lineage: Eukaryota; Metazoa; Arthropoda; Insecta; Diptera; Culicidae. The transcript has 5 exons. Gene Ontology annotation, molecular function: 1-acylglycerol-3-phosphate O-acyltransferase activity. Gene Ontology annotation, biological process: phosphatidic acid biosynthetic process. Bases 1546 to 2394 code for a protein of 282 amino acids. The record is from RefSeq and is a predicted model, not a curated record.
ACGAGGGAGUAGCGUUGCGUACCCAUUGGCUCUCGGUUCGGUUUCGCUCGCUGCGUUAGAGCACACUUUACUUGUGGUAACCCGCCGUACCGGGCCACUUUCCGCUACCUAGCCCCGUUUUUUUUUGUUGUUGUCGUUUCGCAUCAUCCAAACCGUGGUCGGUGGGGCCAGUUCAGGGACAAUAUAUAGAAUUAUUUCCGCGACAGUUUGGUUUUUGUUGUUGCCGUUGCCUGCUUUGUGCUCAGUACACUGAGUAUUACUUAGAACGCUUGGGCGUAAAACUUAUCUCGCUGCUCACUGCAUUGGUCUGGAUGUUGGCGACGUGCCCCCUUAUCCGUGUGGGCCACUACCGCGGGAAGGGUUGACAAAACAAUAAGCGGGCAGGAGAACACAAAGGCAAAGACAUCUCCCCCAUUCGGACCGGUUGUACGUCUGUUUGCAAAUGUGUGAUAUAUGUGGUUGCUCUGGCGUUAACAGCUGAGGACACGGGUGUACAGAGUGGUAUGUGUCAAGUGGAACGACAGACGACGACGACGACGACCACGACAUCGGCGACGAUCUACACUUACCUCGCUCCCUAGCCCUGCUUAGACCAAUAUCAGUUCCGGAAGGGUAGUUCUGGUGCUCUGCUGGUUGCAUUUUGCACUUUAUUUACGCGUCGAACGUGGCCCCGCUGUGUGUGCCUGGAGGCGUGUUAAUUUACUGUGCUGCUGUAUCACAAAUUGAACAAGCCCCGGAGUGCUGCGUGCCAUAUUUGUGUGAAAUCUUCCGCCGAAAAAAAGAAACCCAAACCGCUUCUCCAAGCAGCAGUGUCGUACCAUGGUGCCAUACAGAAGCCAAGCAGGCUGUGAAAAAUCGAUUAAUAUUUAAUCGUGUGUCGGUGUGGUAGUGUGCUCACGUGUGUUUUUGUGUGCAUAAGGGUGUGUGUGUGUGUCAAAAUUUUGACAGAAGCCGGCUAACCGGAAGAUCCCUCCUGUCGAGGUUAACGUUAAAAAGAGGCAGGAAGCAGGAAUAAAAGUCACCGCAGUGAGAAUAGAAACCGCGCAAAAAUGCGCUUCUAAUGUAGUGUGUGAUGUUAGUGAUGAAUUGCAGUUUUAUUUCGCGCGAGUUGUUGGUGGUUUGGCUGAAACUAGCACCCGCAGACCGGCCCCUCGCUGGCACGAACGUGAAUUGACUUGAAUUUGAGUGCAUUUAAGCUGAACGGUUCCUCAGCGGAAGGGAAAAUCGUACCCCGUACGGUUGCUCUUUUCCAGGGCAGGGCUCACCCCUAUUGAAUCCGACCGACCGAAGUUUUUGCCAGGUGUGUGGACGCCUACACACGCACCCGGGGUACGGUGUCUCGCUUCAACAACUCUCCCGCAAACGUGUGGUGCAUUGUGCGUGUUUUGGAAUCAACGAAAGGAAAAGUGCAGUUGGGUUGCGGUUCCCGGAUCAGGCUCGGUACCCCCGGUUUAGUGGAAGGAUCACGGAUCGGACCGGUAUCUACGGUCACAUAUAUACGUCUAGAACACGCUCAAUCAAAGUAGGCAGACCAUCCCCGGCAACAUGGCGACGCUAAUGGAAGGAAUAAUGAUAGCUGCGAUGAAUGUCUUCCUCAACAGCCUGUCGCUGCAGGUGGUGGUGGCCAUGAUCGUCGGUAGCCUGCUGUCCAACACGUUUAAGUAUCAUGCGAAAAUGUUUAUCAUCGUACUAAUGUCAUUUCUGGUGCUGGUCGUUCCGAUACCACUGUUUCUCUUCAAACCUCGCUGGCCACUGAAUGCGCUAAUUCCCGGCAUUGUGGCAUGUGCAUUUAUUCGUCUGUUCGGUGUGGAGUAUGAAAUCCGAGGACAGGAGCAUAUUAACGUUCGUAAUGGUGGUGUUGUGUUGCUCAAUCAUCAAAGUGCAAUCGAUAUAGUGAUGUUAUCGCGAUUGCUGCGAGAGUUCCGCAACAUCGUGCCGGUGGUGAAGAAGGAACUGUUCUACAUGCUCCCGUUCGGCAUCGCGUCCUACCUCGUGGGGGUUGUGUUUAUCGAUCGCAAAAAUACUGCCUCUGCAAAGGAUGUUAUGAAGCGGGAAGCGGUCGCCAUUACCAAAGACCAUCUAAAAUUGGCCAUUUUCCCGGAAGGUACUCGGCACGACAAUGAUACAUUGCUACCGUUUAAGAAGGGCUCAUUUCACGUUGCCGUCGAUUCACAAUCCAUCAUCCAACCGGUGAUCGUGUCCAAGUAUCACUUUCUAGACCACAAACGCAAACGCUUCGGACGGGGUCGUGUGAUCAUUAAGAUUAUGCCUGAAAUCCCAACCAAGGGUAUGACGAAGGCGGAUGUGAACGAGCUGACCGAACGGUGCCAACAGCUGAUGCAGACGGAAUUCGAUGCACUCAGUGCGGAAGCGAAACAAUACUGCCAUAACUGAGAAGACUCGAGGACGACUCUCCCACAAAUAAUGCGUUCGUAUAAUGUAGAACGUAAUACGCAGUAGUGAAGCAAUAUAAGUCAUUGUUGCGGGGACCAGCAAUAGUUGCAGACUAGUUGCAAGAUUCAAGUGCAAAGACGCAAACAAAUCGAACAGCAGAACAACCUUUGGCGCAACACGACGGUGGAUUAGAAGGCGAAGAGACAAUCUGUGAUCAUUUGGUGUCCAUGGUAUACUAUCUGGUCACCAAUUCGUGCUUCGUCGAUAUUAGUAUCUGCAAACAAGAAGAAGAAGAGCAGAAGAGUUAGUAAUAGAUCCGGGACGAAUUAUCAUCCCUCAGAAGACAGGAUUUUUGGCCGUUACUAUCAGACUCGUACCUGGUACCUGAGUACUUUUCUGAGUACGAUAAGCAAUUUCAAUCGACACCAUCUGAAAGAUGUAAACGGCGGAGAUGUAUUCUACGUUAACUAAACGAUCGCAAAGAAAGCACACAUAUAAAAGACAGGAACGUAACAAGCGAAUAUAGGGAUUAGGUAGAGUAGUAGAAACACAUACAUACGUUCGGUGGUUGUGUUGGUGUGCUAAAAGGUUAAACAAUCGUAUGGAGAGAAAGCAAAAUGUGAGGUUAAAAAUUGUAACGUAGACAUAAAACGAUCCUAAUAGGGUGUGAGUGAGAGUUGAGGCACAGGAAAGCUGUAAAAUUGGUAGCGUGUGACACUAACCAGUAGUAAACGAUUUCGAUUUUGGGCUAUGUUUUUGAAACGUGGUAAGAAGAAAUCAUGCAAUUAUUUACUUCGUAGUGUACCGACAACUUUAACCAAAACAAAAAUUAAACUGUGAGGAACUACACGUUCCGCUGUCUAGGACAACGUUGUUUAGGUCGAAAUAAAACGUAUGACUAAUUUUAGGCAACUACAACCGAGGAAGCAUAUCGUGUAGAUUGUUGCAUGUAAAUUCGUCGGGUGUGUUGGUUGAAGAAUGGGCGUCGCAAGGACGAAGUGUA